Messenger RNA from Neurospora tetrasperma FGSC 2508, 845 nucleotides. RefSeq lists its product as uncharacterized. Gene Ontology annotation, biological process: protein N-linked glycosylation. Gene Ontology annotation, cellular component: oligosaccharyltransferase complex; membrane. Bases 97 to 720 code for a protein of 207 amino acids. The transcript is spliced from 3 exons. The record is from RefSeq and is a predicted model, not a curated record. NCBI's taxonomy places the organism in Eukaryota, Fungi, Ascomycota, Sordariomycetes, Sordariales, Sordariaceae.
AUCCCGUACCAACACCACCUGCCAGCAACAGCGCAGAGACACACGAAUUAAUCGAAACGUUCCAUAAUCCCCAAACAAUCAUAACAAUCCGACACAAUGGGUGGAAAGCGCAAGAACGCGGCCGCCCGCGGCGUCUCCCCCACCCCUUCAGCAACCUCGACGACACCAUCAGCAACAGUCACAACCAAAGUCCAACCCAAAGAUUCCGCUCCUCCCAUUGCCACGACAACCAAUGCCUUUGCUACCAGCACUCAGAUUGAGCCCACUACUAGCACCUCUACCACAAAAGCCAGUGGGACUACUAGCAAGAGCAGCAGCAGCAACAUUGACAAGACGGCGGCGGCGGCGGGGGGACAAGCAUGGAACAAAGUCUUCAGCAACCUUUUGAGACACUACCAGGACACAACGCCGCAGCGGACCAAGCUGCUUGAUGCCUUCAUGGCAUUCUUGGUGGUAGUGGGCGGGUUACAGUUUUUGUAUUGUGUUUUGGCUGGCAAUUAUCCCUUCAACGCCUUCCUCUCCGGCUUCUCAGCAACAGUCGGCCAAUUCGUCCUGACGGCCUCGCUACGGAUCCAGACGACCGAGGCAAACAAGAGUGAUUUCCCUUCGGUGUCGCCUGAACGGAUGAGCGAGCGAAUGAGCGAGGGGGUCCAAAAGUGCACCAGCGGGGAUGGGGAGGAUUGUCCUGCGAUUCAGGGGUUGAUAAACAGAUGCAGGUAAAUGAGUGGGAAAUGGUCGAAAGACGGGAACAUGAAGGAAGGAAGCAAGCAAGCAAGCAAGCGAUCAAGCAAGCAAACAAUAACAGAACCGUCCAAGAUCUUAAAGGAGCCAGCAGAAGACAAAAC